Leishmania braziliensis MHOM/BR/75/M2904 is the source of this 2337-nucleotide messenger RNA. RefSeq lists its product as hypothetical. Lineage: Eukaryota; Euglenozoa; Kinetoplastea; Trypanosomatida; Trypanosomatidae. The record is from RefSeq and is a predicted model, not a curated record. The coding region runs from base 1 to 2337 and encodes 778 amino acids. The transcript has a single exon.
AUGGAGCACUCGGUAUCCAGUCGCUCUCCCAGUGGGCAGUGGUACCCGCAGCAGCAGCAGUGGAGCCCCGCGUCAGGCACAGCAACACCGAUGGUGAUGAUGGGCGGCGGCCAGCCCGCAACGGUACCCGUCAGCGCUGGUUCUGCCAUGGUGGGCAACUCAGGCAUAUUCAUCAACGGCCAGGCGAACGUUGGUGGGCAGCCGCGCCCCAGCAUGACACCACAGCAGCAGAUGAUGAUGAUGCAAAGCAUGUACACACCGCAGAGCCAGUGCUGUGCCCCCUGCUGUGGCACGCAAGAGAGCAGCCUCUGCCCGCAGCCUGGCGAGCCGGUCAAUCCAUUUUGCUGCACCCCAAGAAGACCGGAUCAGGAGCCGAAGUGGUGGGAGAGUGUCUACCGGUACUUUGACUGGACCUUCCUCCUCGCGUGCGUCAUAUGCGUGCUCACGAUCGUGGGCUUUGCGUUGGUGAUAGCGACCAGGCGACAGGACAACCUUUUUGCCGUCUUCGACGUGCAUAACACAAGUGCCCUGGAGAAAGCCAUGCAGCCUUUUAUCCCUUGGAUAAAUGUGAGCGUAGCCCCACCGAUUGUCGACAGAGGCGGCAGUAUAAACAAUUUCGCCAAGGGCAGCUUCUCGGGCUCCUUGAAGGCAGCUGAGAGGACCCGCUUUAUCGCAGCAGAGCACGACAUUGUAGCCGCCGCGCCGUUGGGGCCAGUAAAGAACCCUGACCUCACCAAAUUGUCCCUAGCGCCGAAGUGCACGCAGCGCAAGCUGCUCGGCAGCUUUGGGGUGAUAUGCAUGGAGGACAACCUGCACGCCAACACGCUCGUUGUGCAGCUCAGCUACUGGAGCAACUCGCGCGACACGCUGUGGAUCCUGGCGAUGGUAUACAGCAUUCUAACAGUGUUGUAUGCUGUACUGACCAACGUGCACCGGCAUUCGUCGCCCGCCGGGACGGGUGACCCGCACGGGUCUUCUUCCACGCUGCCGACCAUCACCCCACAGCAGCAAGAGGAGUUUGUGAAGAUGACGCCACAGCAACAGCAGGCCUUCAUCCAGGAAUUCCAGCAGCACGUGGCGGUGAUGCAACAGCAGCAGCAACCUAACGCCGCAUUCCUGCCACACAACUCGCCGAAAGGCGGCUGCUGCGGCACCGACAGCGGCAUCGAGUUCUACGAGACGCCCUUCUACGAGUUUGUCCGCAUGGCGUGGUUUGCCUCGGGAAUCACGGCUUUUGCCUGGACGUGUAACCUCUUCAUCUCCUUCUGGUCCUUCGACCAGUUUUACAUUCGCGAAACCACAGGCCCACUACGCACCUUCUGGGUGAUUUACUCGCGCAGGAUGAAUGCCACCCUCAUCGUCGUGACCAUCUUCCUCGCGUGGCCGCUCUGCAACUUUGUGCUUGAACUGGUGAUGUUGGUGGCCCUCGUGCUUCCCUGGCUGGUCAUUCGCUCCACCUGCAAGCGAGGAAUUCAGAUGUAUCGCCCAGCCCUGCCGCUCUCGAAGAUGCCAGGCUACAUUCGGGCAGACAUGUUCUUCAUGGACUUCCAGGAUGUCAAGCGACUUGGCUUCUCACGGAUGGCGUGGAUGAUGCUGACCGACACCGAUAAACCCUUCUUCGAGGGCUGCGAGGACCCCACAGUGGACAAGGAUCCGGCUAUGACACAGCUCAUGCAGCAGCGCAUACAGUGGAGCCAAAUGAUGGUCUCCAUGGUGCCUCCCUGGGUGCAGCAGCAGCAGCAGCAGAUGGGCAUGAUGGGUGUCGGUGGUGCGGGCAUGAUGCAGUUGGGGCAGUCGACACCAUGGCAACGGCAGCUUGACGUCAACGCACAGACAACCCUACCGGGCAACGCGCCGCUGCAGUCACCGGCGCAGUACCCCGUCGAGGAUGCCGAGGGCAGGUCUCACAAACGACGACGCCAUCGCAGUACGCGCGAUCACCGACACGGCGACCCGCUGGCGGUGACGCCGAUGGAGACGUCAGUGGGACUCGCUGCGAGCGGCAAGGAGAACUCGACCCGUCACCGUCACCGUCGCCACAGCCACAGUCGCAGCCGAAGCCGAAGUCGCAGUCACAGCCGCAGUAAGGGUGCCUUCGACGGGGGCCUACCGCAGCCCCCAGGCACGGACGCUGCUGUGAGCAACGGCGCCAUGGUCCCCGCUGAUGGGGUGUCCCGGCAUCAUUAUCAUCAUCAUCGUCACAGCCGCAGUCGAAGCAGGGCUGCCGGCGAGGACGCGAGUACGAUGGCGGUUGCCGUGCCCCGCGGCACAGGUGACGCAGGACAAAACGGCGGCGCGUCGGCAGCGGCUGAGUUAGACGCUCUCAUGCAGCUUUAG